AUGCAGAAGGGGGUAAUGAAUGAACCACCACCACCUCCACCUAUCGUGAUUUGUCCAACUGAAGUGGAUAGCAUCAACAUAACCUUGGAGAAAAACCAACAGUGUGCAUGUAAAGAUUGUGGAAAACUGUUCAACUCAGUCUGGUAUCUAAAGCAGCAUGCAGUGAAGCAUUCAAAUGAUCGUCCAUUCAAAUGCAAAUUUUGUUUCAAGACGUAUAAAUUCCGGUCUAACCUCUACCAACACAAGUGUCCUGACCGUCAGAAACAAAUGGCUCAAGGAGGCCGACGUCGAGGCAGCCUUGCUGCAUCGCCUACAGCGCGUCGUUUUGAAACAAACCAAUUACUUAAGUCUCGAAUUGAAGCAAAUAUGAACUCUGACGACUUGGUGACUUAUCAGUCAUCGCAUUCUGACAGUGAGGACAACGAUGUUCCUAUCACGUACGGUCUCGUCAUUCACCAACUCGAAGAAAUUCCGCCAAAUGCUGCGCCUAUCCCUGAUCUGCAGCAUCCGUCACACGAGGAGGUUCCCACAAAGGCUGUUGAGAAGCAGAGACCUCCGGAUUGUGUACGAGAUCAUCCACUUCCUCAGGAAGAAAUCGAUGCUUACAUCGCUAAGAACAAGGCAAAGCUGCAUACUUGUCGCAAAUGUCGUCUAACGUUUCCAUCGGAGGCAUCACUAAUGCGUCACUCGGGAGCUCACUCGCGCGAGGAUAUGUUCCCCUACAAAUGUAGCUGCUGCCGGCAGGCAUUCGAGUGCGAUCGUGGACUCCGACGCCAUUCUCAGGUGCACGCGGACGUCGGCCCCCGUCGCUGCGAGGAAUGUUUUGGAAUAUUCAGAUCGCCUCUUGCGUUGCGGCGACAUCUUGAUCAGUGCCGACAAUGCUGUAUUUCUCCGAUCCAGAACGAAAUCAUGGUUUCAGUUCACUCACCUUUUGAUGCGUUUUCUUUCAUCCCAUCGGAAAGUCAAGGGCUGUUCUCGUCAAGUGAUUCAACCAAGGAUAGCGGGAAUUGCUAUGAUGUGCUACCUCUUGGUUCUAACCCACAUAACAGGUCUACUCUCCCUUUGGAUGUGGAUCCUUUCGAUAUGUUCGUUUCAAAAAAGAAAUACAAGGAAGACGAUGAGGAUAGUGGUUUCCGUUCAAGAGUUAGCUCUGGAUAUGGCACUGGGCCGACAUAUGGUCAGCAGUUAUUUCAACAUUUCGAGUCUGUUGGAGGUGGUGCCAGCACCUUCGCUGCAUGUAAGAUGUGA
Molecule: messenger RNA, 1248 nt
Organism: Angiostrongylus costaricensis
Lineage: Eukaryota; Metazoa; Nematoda; Chromadorea; Rhabditida; Metastrongylidae
Source: the annotation of a GenBank genome assembly